Messenger RNA from Pseudocercospora fijiensis CIRAD86, 760 nucleotides. RefSeq lists its product as uncharacterized. The record is from RefSeq and is a predicted model, not a curated record. NCBI's taxonomy places the organism in Eukaryota, Fungi, Ascomycota, Dothideomycetes, Mycosphaerellales, Mycosphaerellaceae. The coding region runs from base 113 to 493 and encodes 126 amino acids. The transcript has a single exon.
AAAAAUCUUGGAAACUCAGGCCUCGUCGCAAAAGGUUUUCACAGAGACGCUGGAUUACAUCCGGAAUUACGCUGAAGCUUGUCUCGAAGUGACGCAGACGUCAGAAGCGAGAAUGCAGCUUCAACUCAACAUCCUGUACACGACCAUCGCACAAGACGACGGGCAGACGAGUGCCCGGAUCGCGGCUUCGGCUGGCAAGGACAGUACUUCGAUGAAGAUUAUCGCUCUGAUCACAGCUGCUUAUCUCCCCGGCACGUUCGUGGCGACGCUGUUCAGUAUGAGCAUGUUUGUCUGGCAGAAUGGUGAAAAUUCUGAGGAAAGCAAUGUGUCCCCUGACUUUUGGGUUUAUUGGGCUGUCACUAUCCCUCUUACGAUUUUUACGAUUGCCGGGUGGGGGGUUUGGUGGAAGUUUGAGGAGCAUCGGUUUGAUAGAGAUGUUCAGCAAGCAGUCAGCGAUCGGCCGAAGCCGAGGAAAGGGAUAAGGAUGUGGUGAAGGAUGGAGCAUUGCAAGCAUGUCGACAUCCCGCGCUUGAAACAUCGUCCUUUCCGGUCCCGGAGUGCGAUUUGACGAUUCGUCAGGCCUCUGCGUGCGGCAAAAGUUCUUCACAAUGCAAUGCAUCGACGAGUGAGGUUGGGUCGUGGCCGAGCGGUCUGGCUUUCGGCUGGAAGCUCUCGACCGCCCAGGUCCUUUGAAAGCUAUGGAUCUAUUGGAUACAGCAUCUGAGAUAUUCACUACAGCCACUAGUAAGGCUCUUCACCU